AUGCCUGCAGCGCUGGAAGAUCGGGAGAAUCAUAUCAAUAUUCCUAUAAUUGAGGACCUGGAGCCAAAUGUGAACCAAAAUGGGACGCCUGGGCAAAAAAUCAUUACUAAAGACCCGGUCAAGCAACUGCAUGGAGCUUCUGUCAGCUUCCACAACAUCCAGUACAGUGUGAAGCUGAAAAGCGGACCCUGUAAGAGGAACGUCAUUACCAAAAACAUCCUGGUGAACCUCAAUGGAAUCAUGAAACCUGGUUUAAAUGCCAUCAUGGGCCCUACAGGAGGUGGCAAAUCUUCUUUUUUGGACGUGCUUGCAGCCAGGAAGGAUCCCUCAGGUCUUACUGGUGAAGUCCUGAUCGAUGGAGCUCCACAGCCAUCCAAUUUCAAAUGUCUCUCUGGCUACGUUGUGCAGGACGAUGUGUUGAUGGGCACUCUGACAGUGCGGGAGAAUCUGCGUUUUUCGGCUGCACUGCGACUCUCCUCCUCCGUGAGUAAUAAGGAGAAGGAAGCCAGAGUCAGUCACCUCAUCACAGAGCUCGGCCUCACCAAAGUGGCUGAUUCAAAAGUAGGAACUCAGUUGAUCCGGGGCGUCUCCGGAGGUGAGCGGAAGAGAACCAGCAUUGGCAUGGAGAUGAUCAUAGAUCCAUCAGUGCUGUUCCUGGAUGAACCCACCACCGGCCUGGAUGCCAGCACUGCCAACUCUGUGCUGCUGCUUCUCAAACGAAUGGCCAAUAAUGGGCGUACAGUCAUCCUGUCCAUUCAUCAGCCACGCUACUCCAUCUAUCGGCUAUUUGACAGUCUCACGCUACUGGUCAAUGGCAAGCUGGUCUACCAUGGACCAGCCCAGAAUGCACUGGAAUACUUUUCCGACAUUGGAUAUACAUGUGAAGCUCAUAACAAUCCAGCCGAUUUCUUCCUCGAUGUAAUAAAUGGAGACUCCACAGCUCUGAGCAUGUCCAUGCUGCAGGACAAAGAAGAGGUUAUAGAGCUUGAUGAGUCUGGAAGCACCAGCCAGAGCACUGAAGCGCAUCUGGUGGAGGAGUACAAGAAGAGCAACUAUGCUCAAGAGACCAAAGCUGAACUGGAGCGAAUAAUGCGGGGCAAAGAGUACACCACCAAGCCCAAGUCCCGCACCAUCACAUACAACUGCAACUUCUUCACACAGAUGUACUGGGUUCUAAAGAGAACUUUCCGGAACCUAAUGCUAAACCCUCAGACCUCUAUUGCACAGUUGGGAGUCACAAUCUUCCUAGCCCUCAUUGUUGGUGCCAUCUUCUUUGGAGUGAAGGAAAACCAGAGGGGCAUACAGAACAGAUUUGGUGCUCUGUUCUUCAUCACGACCAAUCAGUGUUUCAGUUCACUCUCUGCUGCGGAGCUUUUUAUCACUGAGAGAAAACUUUUCAUACAUGAAUAUACCAGCGGCUACUACAGACUGUCUGUUUACUUCCUGUCUAAGAUCUUCUCAGACAUAAUCACCCUGCGUACAAUCCCUGCAGUAGUCUUCACCUGUAUCUCCUAUUUUAUGAUCGGAUUUAAAGCCACGGCAGAAGCAUUCUUCAUCUUCAUGUUUACAGUGGUGCUGGUGGCGUACACAGCCACAUCUAUGACCAUGGCCAUCUCCGCUGACCAGACUGUAGUGGCCAUCGCCAACAUCUUCAUGACUAUCGCCUUCGUCUUUAUGAUGAUCUUCUCUGGUCUGCUGGUGAACCUGGAGAGUGUCAUGGCCUGGCUCAACUGGCUCAAGUACUUCAGUAUCCCACGCUAUGGACUCACGGCUUUGCAGAUUGUUGAGUUUGUGGGACUGACGUUCUGUGACAACAUCCCCAUAUCCAACAUCACUCAAGGAAUCACGUGCACAGGAGAGCAGCAUCUAAAGAACCAGGGAAUCAACUACUCCACCUGGGGCUUAUGGCAGAACCACCUGGCUCUGAUCAUCAUGACCAUCCUUUUUCUUCUCAUCGCCUACAUCAAGCUCAUGUUCAUCCGCAAGUUUUCUUAA
Trichomycterus rosablanca is the source of this 1995-nucleotide messenger RNA. RefSeq names its product ATP binding cassette subfamily G member 2 (JR blood group) (gene abcg2d). Gene Ontology annotation, biological process: transmembrane transport. The coding region runs from base 1 to 1995 and encodes 664 amino acids. Gene Ontology annotation, cellular component: plasma membrane. The record is from RefSeq and is a predicted model, not a curated record. NCBI's taxonomy places the organism in Eukaryota, Metazoa, Chordata, Actinopteri, Siluriformes, Trichomycteridae. Gene Ontology annotation, molecular function: ABC-type transporter activity; ATP hydrolysis activity; riboflavin transmembrane transporter activity. The transcript has 15 exons.